AUCGACAGCACUCCGCACCCGUCGACCGGCUGCUUCGACGCAUUCAGUCUGGCACCAGGCACCCUCACGCUGGCCAUGGAUGCUGCAGCACCGCACAAUCGUCGACUAGCGGUGUCGAUGCAUUCCAGCCCCCCGGCAAUUGCACACUUUGUUAGUCCGCCGAAGCGCCGGGCUGUCGAUUGCUUUGGGGGUGGGCACCACAGCGGCUACUCAAGGAAUGCACCACCCCUGAUAUUGACAGCUAUCAUCACGCGCGCACUGCUGCGCUCAUCGUUGCACGUGUUCAGCGUUCUGCAACGUUCUCUGUGCUGUCCAUCCCCAACGCUGUCUAUGUCUUAUCUGCUGAAUGCUCGCUGA
This is a messenger RNA of Acaulospora colombiana, 357 nucleotides long. The record is from the annotation of a GenBank genome assembly. NCBI's taxonomy places the organism in Eukaryota, Fungi, Glomeromycota, Glomeromycetes, Diversisporales, Acaulosporaceae.